Molecule: messenger RNA, 5458 nt
Organism: Micropterus salmoides (largemouth bass)
Lineage: Eukaryota; Metazoa; Chordata; Actinopteri; Centrarchiformes; Centrarchidae
Exons: 4
Coding region: 346-795 (149 amino acids)
Biological process (GO): regulation of vasoconstriction; vein smooth muscle contraction; intracellular calcium ion homeostasis
Cellular component (GO): extracellular region
Molecular function (GO): hormone activity; endothelin B receptor binding
Source: RefSeq, a predicted model, not a curated record
CUGGUCACAUUAUCCUCCCUCCGUCUGGAAACAACUGCAGCCUCAGAGCCCCUCUGGACACAGUUCAAUACCCUGAACCAGCGUUGCCUUAGAACUGCACCUGGGUGGCAGCUGUUGCAGACUGCAACACUUACCUGACUGGACCAAGAGGACGUUUCUCUUUUUUCGAGUGUUGACUGGGAACCUUCGUAAGCUCAGGUGUGCCUUUCUGCGCCUUGUAUGUUUUAAAUAUCUUUGGGCUCUUCUCUGCUGCUUUUAUUACUGGAAGAAGGGAGCGACUGCAAGGAAUUUUACGUGAGGUGCUUUCAGCAAAUUUCUCACCUGGACGCUGAGGAGGCAAGCAGGAUGGACUUCCCUUACUUUUGGCUUCUCACCUCAACUCUGAUGUUGAUCCAUCAGCACCAAGCCUCUUCAUUCUCUGUUACGAGCCCCACAGCGGAGGAGGGCCCCGUGGAGCAGCUCCCCCACACGGCCCACCGGCGAGAGAAGCGCUGUUCCUGCGAGAACCAGAAAGACAAGGAGUGUAUUUUCUUCUGCCACAUUGGCAUCGUCUGGGUCAACACCCCGAGCCAUGUGGUUCCUUAUGGAUUUGGUCCGGUCCGCCUCAGAAGGGAACUCGGCCGCUGCUUCUGCACAGACGCACAGGACGCCGAGUGUUUGAGCUUCUGCUCCGUCCCGACACCGGCAGAAGGGGAAAACGCUGCAGCGAAGAGGACGACUGAGACACGGCUGAAGAGAUACAGAGCUGCAUUCUGGGAAAAAAGGAGCCGACACGCACUCAAACACCAGACCUGAGAGAGAGGAGGCACGAUGGAGGUCCUUCACGCAUCAGAAAUAACCAAAUGGACCCUUUAGUUUGUCUUUCUACCUGAUGCCGGUUUGGACGUGUACAGUGUGGGUGUGUUAUGUAAAGUUAACGAUGGGGAAGUAUUAGGAUAGGCGUGCUGACCACUGACAUGCUCAUCUUUAUAACAUUUGGCUGAUGACACACAGUCGAACCUGUGAACUUUCUGUUACCAAUGAUCUCAGCUGAUUUGUAGCACUGAGGGACGGAAAACAUUUCAGCUGCGACCAGAAGUUACACAGCCAGAAAGGUUUUGGUGUUAUAUAUUAUAAAUUCUUCCUGUAAAGUGUCGGCGCAGUCGAACACAGCUCUGUUGUUUUGGGCCAAAAACCUCACAACUCCACAGUGAUGACUCUUUUUCCAGGUUGUAACAGCCUCGAGUUAGUUUAAAUGUUUUUAUGUGGACUGGUGAACUAUGGAUCAUAUGGAGUGUUUGCAUGGACACUUUCAAAUCUCUGCGUUCACAUACAGUCGUCUCAGAAAGGGCUGUCAAAAGACCACAAUUGAAUAUUAGAGCCACAAAAAAAGACUGAGAUUUGAAAAAUAAAGUGAUUUUGAGUCAUAAUUUUCCAGAAAAAGCCAUAAUCUGAUAUUAUGAGAAUAAAGUCAAGAGAAAACAUUGAUAUAUUCCGAGAGCAGGGACGCAUGUAAUGGUUAGGGUAGACUGGAUAACGUGCAUUUCCUAAACUAACUAACUUCUUUGUAAAGUUAUGACUUUAUCUUGAACAGUGUACUCCAAAAUUACUUAUUACUGGCUGAUAAAAGUAACCGGUUACUUUACUGUAGUUUCACAGAAUGACAGCGUAACUGUGGCGCGGGCGGGGGGGCUAUGCACAUGCUAACCUCGACAACCAACUAUAUUCUUACUUUGGACCGGUUUGUGCAUAUAUGAGGGGUACAAUAUGAGUACAAUAUGAGUACAAUAUGUGGCGGUUCUCGUUGAUAAUUAUCCCAUACACUGAUUUAUUUGUAGGCCGCCACAAAUAAAUCAACCCCUUCACCCCUAAACAAAGCAGUCUCUCACCACAGCAGCAAGAAGUGUUUCUUUACGCCAACAGCUGAAAUAAAAUAAAAUAAUAAUAUAACGUUACGUUAACGCCACUCUCUCCUGACGAGUCCAAGCAUCUCUGGCAGGAAUUUCUUUCUGUACGUUUCACGUCGCUGUGCUGCUUCAGCAGAUGCUAACGAGGUAACGCAGUGUUAGAUUUAGACUUAGAUUAGUAAGUGUAAAACCGUAAAAGUGUUUUAGAGUAAUUAGUUACACUACUAGUUAUUGGGAAAAGUAAUAUUACAGUACUGAGUAACACAUUACUGCCUAUUAAUAAUAUUACAACUUUAGUCAAAAUAUUAUUUUGUAAAAUUACAGCUUCAUCUUAAAAUUACAAUUUGUCUUGUAAAAUUGUGACUUUAUAAGUAUAGUGUCAAACAACUUUAUUCCUGAGAUAUUACCAACUUAUUUUCAAAUAAUUGCAACUUUAUCUUGUAAUAGUAUGAUUUCUCAAAAACAGAAACAUUUGUUCUUUAUUUUUAAAGUAUUUUUGUCUGCAGCGGCCUGUUUAUUCUGCGUUGUCUUCUAGAUUUGAACUUUUACGCUGUUGUGACAGGUGUAAUGUAAUCUGAGAGGUUUCUGUCACUGAAAGGUUCAACUCUGAAAUCAGCUCCCGUUUGCAGCGGUGCAAAGACAAGCUAAACGUUCACUGUAAGCUAAAAUAAGUCAAACCAACUUUACUAUGGUGAUUAGGAUUUGUUGAAUAUUACGUCACAUUUGAACCGGAGUUGUGAGGUUUUCACACAACAAGAGUGCCUGUCGGUCAGUCGUCCUGUUCUCGCAGCUUUAGAAAUCUUUGUCUGAAUGUGAUUAAUAAUGUACCCUGGCUCAGUUUAACAGUUUGUUUAAGCAACACAUGGAGAAUCUUUUUAUUUUCACAUGAAAGCCUGUGUGACUGAAUUAUCAUGGUCAGUCUACAGCAGAGAUGUUCUUUUAUAUUGGCCUUAUUGGUAACUUUACUUAUUCCUCCAACAUGUCCAAGUAUCCCUGAAAAUGACCAAAGAGAUGUCAGACUGUAAAACAAAUAUUUAUUUACUACACUGAAGUAUACUCACAAUGUGUAAUCCUCCUCUGAGCAUAAGGAAUAUAUCCAAAAUAAUGUUGAAAUACAUCGUAAAGUACUGCAUGAAGUACACAGCAGUUUAACUCGGUGUGUCAUUAGAGCGGGAGUGCUGGGAAGUGCUGAUCACCUGAGGAGCUGUGAGCUCCAUUACACCCGUCAUAAAACCACAAAACACUCGUCUCCCUCGCACUUUUCUGCAGUACACAUCUCUAGUCCUCCAGGGACUGAUGAUGAACUGAGGUUUCUGUACUUCACAGUAAACAUUUGAUAAAAAAAGGAUUCAGUUGUUCAUGUUAAAGAGUUACAACUCCUACAAAGCUUAGCCACAGAAGUGGGUGUGGGAUGGGAGUCGUAGUUGUUGCUGGGAGAUUCAUGUGUUAUGCAUCACUAAAGACGCAUCUUCACUUGUGCAAAUUCACCUACGAGUCAUGGACUCUAACUGAGGGAAUAGUGCCCCUUGUGUCUAAAACUAUGUGCAUACGGUACAAAAUAUAUUGAUUUGGAACAGAUUGCUAAACUGUGCGCAUGUUUUUUUAGGCGGCCUUUUGAAUUGCAUUUGGCCUUCAAAAUAAAAGUGCGAAAUAAUAAUGAAACCGUUACAAUGGACCAUUUAACUGUCACACCAGCUAAGUGAGUAACAGACUCAUAACUGGAGUAAAAAAAUAUAUCUAACAGCACGUUAGCCAUUGUACAAUUCUUUUCUAAACCCAUCUCCUGGCCUGAAUUUUAUAAAAACUAUUAAGCGUGUCCCGAUCAAGGUAUUUGGUAUCUGCCGGUAAUGACCAGGCCGAGCCAAACAGUUCUCACAAAACACUGACCUGAACAUACAACAAGAUUAACUCUGAGAUCACAAGUAAACUUGUUUUUUAGCAUCAGUUACUAACUGGAUAGGAAUAAAGUUAAAGUGGGAGAAUGUGACUCCUGAAACUGACGCGACCCAACACGUUGUCACUCCCAAGCCAAUGCAUAUGGACGCAUGGUCAAGAGCCUUUGGCGUCAGUUUGAGACGCACUUGGAAGCCUUUCAGCAUAAUUUUUGAACGCUAAAAGUAUUAGUCAAUAAAUCAAAGUAAGGAGGUGGACUGGUGGGCCAUAAACUGGACUUUCACCCAGGAGAUCAGUGUUUGUAACCUGUGUGAAACAAAAAGCCUAUCUUUGGUGCAUAAACUUAACCAAAUUGCGACAUUUCAAAACAUUAACCACUAGUUUUAUUUUGAAAGUCUAAGAGGAUGUUGCCUUUUUGUUAUUGCUGACUUGACCAUGGUGCCCUACACGUGCAAAAACUAUGCCAAAGGAUACCCAGGGCGUUAAAAAGUUUGACCAAGAGUCCAUAUGCGACCAGUUGGGAGUGAGAAUGUGUUGCACGAUCAGCUGACGGUUUACUUGAGUCUUGACUGAACAUUCCCCAAAUAUUUUCUUCCUCUGACAGUUUAACAAUCUGUUUGCAGAUUUCCACAUCAGUAAGAUCCCUGACGGCUCCAUAGAGACAUACUGAUGUUAAAUUUAUUAAUGCCUCUCAGCUCAUGUGUACCUGUCAGCUGUAGUUUCUAGCCCCAAAGGCAGGUCAGAAGUUUAGGUAUUCAGGCCUUUUCUCCUCUUAAAGGUGCACCUAAACGCCACCUGGACCAAACAGAAAUUUGAUUAAAGUAUAGAAUAUAAAUCCAGAGGGAGAAAUAUAAACCUACAAUAGAUUCUCUUCUUCUCCCAGGAUAAAGUGAAAUGAAUUAAUGAGUCUCUUCAGUAAGUGUCCUCAGUGCUUCAUCAUUAUGGAUCUCUUUACAGAAACAUGGUGCUUCCUCGAUCACCAUCAUAACAACACAGGUCUUCUGUUUAUGUACAUGUUUUUAUUUCACACUUGCUUUGGCAAUGUAAGCGUCUGUUCCCGCCAAUAAAACCCCACUGAUUAAAUUUGAAUUGAGGUCAAAGGUCAGAUUCUGUAUCACCUCAGCAGGAUAAAGACGGGGAUGUCGCCUGAAGGCUUUGAACCGCGAUUCAUCCGACUGGGUCCUGAGCUCGGAUAUGUUUCCUUCACGCUCUUUUGUGUUACACUGCACAACUUAUGGAAAACGACGAACUUUAACAAAGGCUGUUCUCCAAACCUUCUCAAGCUGAAUCAGAUAAAUGAAGGAGUUUUGUUGUUGUUUGUUGAAAGCAACGCCCGAGAUCACAUAAUUAAAAAACACAUCACAGUGUUUUUUGUCCUGCCAAAGAGCAGCAGGUAAAUCUCAAUCUUGACUGACAUGAAAAAACAACAUUUAAGAUAUAUUGUUAUUUCAUCAUAUUAUUAAUAUAUAUAUGUGUGAAAUCCUGUUGUUCAUUGCAAGUUGUGGAACAGAACUCUGCCUGAUUUUGUUCACAUCUUCGUCCGCAUGGUCCAUCUGUAAGAAAAGCUUUUGUAGGAUGUUCUGAACGCAACCCCUUUUUAACAUCAUAUAUGUGUUGAUUUUAUUGCAUGAUAUUUAUUUUGUUAUGGAUUUUAUUACUUAAACACAUUAAAAACAACC